Messenger RNA from Oryzias melastigma (Indian medaka), 2879 nucleotides. It is a transcript of the gene mmp9, whose product is annotated as matrix metallopeptidase 9. Gene Ontology annotation, molecular function: zinc ion binding; metalloendopeptidase activity. Gene Ontology annotation, cellular component: extracellular matrix. Gene Ontology annotation, biological process: proteolysis; collagen catabolic process; extracellular matrix organization. Lineage: Eukaryota; Metazoa; Chordata; Actinopteri; Beloniformes; Adrianichthyidae. Bases 217 to 2307 code for a protein of 696 amino acids. The transcript is spliced from 13 exons. The record is from RefSeq and is a predicted model, not a curated record.
GUUAAGUGACUAACACUAUGCUGUAUAAAUACUAGGUCCUCAACCCAACCUGAAACACAACCAGAGGAAAAGAGCCCAGGAUCAAAACAAAGAAAGAAGAUAAGACUGAAGAACAAGGAGAACUGAUCUGCUGAUAAUCUUUUUCUUUCGUCGUAGCAGCAAGAUUUGACUGCAUAUUUUUGUUGCUUUUUGCACAAGUCCGCACUAGAUCUCAAAAUGAGAGGCUGUGCUUUAGUUUGGUGUUUACUUUUGGGGAUCAGCAUCCAGAGCGGAUGGAGUGUUCCCCUCAAAUCUGUUUUUGUUACCUUUCCUGGAGAUGUCAUAAAGAACAUGAGUGACACAGAUUUGGCAGAGAGUUAUCUAAAGAAGUUUGGCUAUAUGGACACUUUACACCGCAGCGGCUUCCAGUCCGUGGUGUCUACUUCCAAAGCACUGAAGAGGAUGCAGAGGCAGCUGGGGCUGGACGAGACAGGACAACUGGACACGCAAACACUGGAUGCCAUGAAACGGCCUCGCUGUGGUGUUCCUGAUGUAGCUAACUACAAAACCUUUGAUGGAGAUCUCAAAUGGGAUCAUAAUGAUGUCACAUAUAGGAUCUUGAACUAUUCUCCAGACUUGGAUAGUUCUGUGAUUGAUGAUGCCUUUGCCAGAGCCUUCAAGGUGUGGAGUGAUGUGACUCCUCUGACUUUUACUCGUCUCUUCGAUGGCACCGCUGACAUCAUGAUAUCUUUUGGGAAAAAAAACCAUGGGGAUCCAUACCCAUUUGAUGGUAAAGAUGGGCUUCUAGCUCAUGCUUAUCCUCCUGGUGAGGGCCUGCAGGGAGACGCCCACUUUGAUGAUGAUGAGUUCUGGACUCUGGGAAAAGGACCAGUGGUAAAGACGUACUAUGGAAACGCCGAAGGUGCCAUGUGUCGCUUCCCCUUUGUUUUUGGGGGCAAAACAUACACCACCUGUACCAGCGAGGGUCGCGCAGACAAGCUGCCGUGGUGUGCAACCACAGAUGACUAUGAUAAAGACGGCAAAUACGGCUUCUGUCCAAGUGAACUUCUUUUCACGAUCGGAGGAAACUCUGAUGGGGCGAAGUGCGUCUUCCCUUUCGUCUUUCUGGGAGAUGAGUACAACAGCUGCACCACAGAAGGCCGCAACGAUGGCUACCGCUGGUGUGCCACCACCAGCAACUUUGACCAGGACAAGAAGUAUGGAUUCUGCCCAAAUCGCGAUACAACAACCAUUGGAGGAAAUUCUGAAGGAGAGCCCUGCCACUUCCCAUUUGUGUUCCUUGGGAAGGAGUACGACUCAUGUACCAGUGAAGGCAGAGGAGAUGGGAAGCUCUGGUGUGGUACCACUUCCAGCUACGAUGACGACAAGAAAUGGGGCUUUUGUCCUGAUCAGGGCUAUAGUCUGUUCCUGGUGGCAGCUCAUGAGUUUGGCCAUGCCCUGGGCUUAGAUCACUCCAAUAUUAGAGAGGCACUCAUGUACCCAAUGUACAGUUAUGUGGAAGACUUCUCUCUGCAUGAAGAUGAUAUUGAAGGCAUUCAGUAUCUUUAUGGUGGUAAAACAGAUCCUAAACCAACUGUCCCUCAACCCAACACUCCCACCACUACAGCCAUACCAGACCCUGAUGAGACUGACUCCACUGAUGAACCAGAACCAGAACCUGAACCUGAACCCACCAAUCAUCCCACCACCACAACUUCAACUCCAUUGGACCCAACAAAAGAUGCCUGCAAUGUCAUCAAAUUUGACACAAUCACUGUGAUUGGAGGAGAUCUGUAUUUCUUCAAAGAUGGGCACUAUUGGAGGAAGUCUGGAAAGGGGGAUUCAGCUCUCAAAAGCCCCAUGCUUAUUUCUGAAAGAUGGCCUGCUCUCCCUGCUGUUAUUGACUCUGCCUUUGAAGAUGUCCUGACCAAGAGGCUUUACUUUUUCUCAGGCACCAAGUUCUGGGUUUACACUGGGAAGAAUGUUUUGGGUCCACGCAGCAUUGAGAAGCUCGGCUUGCCGGACAGCGUUCAGAAAGUGGAAGGAGCACUGCAGAGAGGACAGAACAAGGUGCUGCUCUUCAGUGCUGAGAACUUCUGGAGACUGGAUGUGAAGACCCAGACAAUUGACAAAGGCUACCCCAAAUUCAUUGAUGUUGUCUUCGGUGGUGUUCCCAUUGAUGCUCACGAAGUGUUCCAGUAUGAAGGUCAUACCUUCUUUUGCCGGGAUCGUUUCUACUGGCGGAUGAACAGCCGAAGGCAGGUGGAUCGUGUUGGCUAUGUGAAAUAUGAUCUCCUCAAAUGCACCGAUCCCUCAAGUGGCUACUAAAAUGUAUUGAAGGAUGAGAUGAAAGUAGUCUAAAAUGUCAGGGCAAUUUUGCAAAUGUGUAAAUGCUUUGAAGAAUGUGAUGCAGUGUUUGUCCUUAGCCUCUGUGUACCAUGUGAGUAUUUCUAUGAUGUGAGAUUUGGCUUUCAUUUAUGGUGACAAACCAUUUCUCAUAACACUAUGGGCCUCACUUUAGUCCAAAGAUGUCAUACAGAUCAACAAAGUUCCAUCUAUGACAUUAAUUUGUCUGUGAUCUGAAUAUGGCAAACAGUUGUGUGUAUGUUUACCUGAAAUUUGAGACUCACAGCCAAACCUGAACCAAAAAAAUGGAAUCUGAUGACAGAUUUACAUAUUUAUUUUUAAGUCUGACAGGUUCAGACUCCUAACAGUAUUGAAAUAUUUGAUAUUUAUAACUAUAUAUAAUUUUAAAUUUAACAGGAGUUUUUUUUGUUGUUGUUGUUUCUGUCUCAUGUUUUUUCAUGAUCCUGUUUUUUUUCUGAAAAUUGUUGAAAGCCAAAUGUUUGCACUGGAAGACAACACGUCUCAGUCAAUAAAACUAUUUAUGUGACCAAAAA